AUGUUCUGCGACUCGCAGGCUUGUUGUCUGAGGCAGGAUGGAAAGUCACAGCCUGCAGGCUGGAUUGAGUCGCGGGAAGCUGCUGGGUCCCUGCCUGCCGCUCUCCGGGUGUGUCCAUUGAACUGCGGUGGACUGGUCCCCAGCGCGGGAACCCAAGUGUCACUGCCAGAAGCUUAGCCCCGCUGGCUAGCUCCUAGGCUAGCCAGAACCUGGAGGGCAGGACAGAACCUUUCCUGCCCACACCCAUCACCCUAGGGUGGCAGGACCAGGCGCGUCAUAGCAGCGGGAGAAGCCCAGAGACCCGCUCGUUCAGUUUGUUCACGAGGCAUCCAGCGGACUUCGCCCUCCGGACAGCUCCGAGUCCCAGGAAGAACCGAACCAAACUCAGCCUGGGAGACCGACUUAGGAUCAAGCUGCUGUUCUGCCGGGGUGCAGGAGACAGACAGACUCGAACCCUGCUGGGUGUGCACGCGUGCGAGCGUGCCUCUGAGCAUCUCGCACACCCUCGGUCCCGUGUGCCGACACUCCUCUGGGAGGAGGGAGUGGUAGCCACCAGACUAAAGGAAAGCGAGGGACACCUCACAAAGUGACGCCCCCAACAGGUCCGGAUUUGGAAUUGGAAGCGGCAGAAAUCCGGACCCCUCCGGGUCUGCUCCGCACACCCCGCCGCCCCCGCCCGGAGCCCCUACUCUCCGCUAGUCCGCCCCCCGGGGUGCCCCGUCGGCUGCGGGCUUCCUCCUGCAGACCUGCCCGCGCACAUGAAGCCGCUGCCCCCGCCGCAGGCGCCGGCGCCCCCCUCGCGGUGCCCGUGGUGAUGCCAUGCCCCGCCACCACGCGGGAGGAGAGGAGGGCGGUGCCGCCGGGCUCUGGGUGAGGAGCGGCGCGGCGGCGGCGGCGGCGGCGGCAGGCGCGGGUGGGGGGCGCCCGGGCAGCGGCAUGAAGGAUGUGGAGUCCGGCCGCGGCAGGGUGCUGCUGAACUCGGCGGCCGCCAGGGGCGACGGCCUGCUGCUGCUCGGCACCCGCGCGGCGGCGCUCGGCGGAGGCGGCGGCGGCUUGAGAGAGAGCCGCCGGGGCAAGCAGGGGGCCCGAAUGAGCCUGCUGGGGAAGCCGCUCUCCUACACCAGCAGCCAGAGCUGUCGGCGCAACGUCAAGUACCGGCGGGUGCAGAACUAUCUGUACAACGUGCUGGAGAGACCCCGCGGCUGGGCGUUCGUCUACCACGCGUUCGUUUUUCUCCUUGUGUUUGGUUGCUUGAUUUUGUCAGUGUUUUCUACCAUCCCUGAGCACACAAAAUUGGCUUCAAGUUGCCUCUUAAUUCUGGAGUUCGUGAUGAUCGUUGUCUUUGGCUUGGAGUUCAUCAUUCGAAUCUGGUCUGCAGGUUGCUGUUGUCGUUAUAGAGGAUGGCAAGGAAGAUUGAGGUUUGCGCGAAAGCCUUUCUGUGUAAUAGAUACCAUUGUUCUCAUCGCUUCAAUAGCAGUUGUCUCUGCAAAAACUCAGGGUAAUAUUUUCGCCACAUCAGCGCUCAGAAGUCUCCGGUUCCUUCAGAUCCUGCGUAUGGUGCGCAUGGACAGAAGGGGAGGGACCUGGAAGCUGCUCGGCUCUGUGGUUUAUGCUCACAGCAAGGAAUUAAUCACAGCCUGGUACAUUGGAUUUCUGGUUCUUAUUUUUUCAUCCUUCCUUGUCUAUCUUGUGGAAAAAGAUGCCAAUAAAGAGUUUUCGACAUAUGCGGAUGCUCUCUGGUGGGGCACAAUCACGCUGACAACCAUUGGCUACGGAGACAAAACACCUCUGACAUGGCUGGGAAGACUGCUCUCUGCAGGCUUCGCUCUCCUUGGCAUUUCCUUCUUUGCACUUCCUGCUGGCAUUCUUGGCUCAGGUUUUGCAUUAAAAGUACAGGAACAGCACCGCCAGAAGCAUUUUGAGAAAAGAAGGAACCCAGCUGCCAAUCUCAUCCAGUGCGUCUGGCGUAGUUAUGCAGCUGAUGAAAAAUCUGUUUCCAUUGCAACCUGGAAGCCACAUCUGAAGGCCUUGCACACCUGCAGCCCUACCAAGAAAGAACAAGGGGAGGCAUCAAGCAGUCAGAAGCUGAGCUUUAAGGAGCGAGUGCGCAUGGCUAGCCCAAGGGGCCAGAGCAUUAAGAGCAGACAAGCGUCAGUAGGUGACAGGAGAUCUCCGAGCACUGACAUCACUGCCGAGGGCAGCCCCACCAAAGUCCAGAAGAGCUGGAGCUUCAACGACCGAACCCGCUUCAGGCCCUCACUACGACUCAAGAGUUCCCAGCCAAAGCCAGUGAUAGACGCUGACACAGCCCUUGGCAUUGACGAUGUGUAUGAUGAGAAAGGAUGCCAGUGUGACGUGUCUGUGGAGGACCUCACCCCACCACUUAAAACCGUCAUCCGAGCAAUCAGAAUCAUGAAGUUUCAUGUUGCAAAGCGGAAGUUUAAGGAAACAUUACGCCCAUAUGAUGUAAAAGAUGUCAUUGAACAAUACUCUGCUGGUCACCUGGACAUGCUUUGUAGAAUUAAAAGCCUUCAGACACGCGUUGAUCAAAUUCUUGGAAAAGGACAAAUGACAUCAGAUAAAAAGAGCCGAGAGAAAAUAACAGCAGAACACGAGACAACAGAUGACCCCAGUAUGCUCGCCCGGGUUGUGAAGGUUGAGAAGCAGGUCCAGUCCAUCGAAUCCAAGCUGGACUGCCUGCUGGAUAUCUACCAACAGGUCCUCCGGAAAGGCUCUGCCUCUGCCCUCACCCUGGCAUCCUUUCAGAUCCCGCCUUUUGAAUGUGAACAGACCUCUGACUAUCAAAGCCCUGUGGAUAGCAAAGACCUGUCUGGCUCCGCGCAAAACAGCGGCUGCUUAACGAGGUCAGCCAGUGCCAACAUCUCAAGAGGCCUGCAGUUCAUCCUAACGCCAAAUGAGUUCAGUGCUCAGACUUUCUAUGCGCUUAGCCCUACUAUGCACAGCCAAGCUACCCAGGUGCCCAUGAGUCAAAACGACAGCUCCUCCGUGGUGGCCACCAAUAACAUUGCAAACCAAAUAAGCACCGCACCCAAGCCAGCAGCCCCAACAACUUUACAGAUCCCACCUCCUCUCUCGGCCAUCAAGCACCUGUCCAGGCCAGAACCUCUGCUCUCAAACCCCACCGGCUUACAAGAGAGUAUUUCUGAUGUCACCACCUGCCUUGUUGCCUCCAAGGAAAGUGUUCAGUUUGCACAGUCAAACCUGACCAAGGACCGUUCCCUGAGGAAAAGUUUCGACAUGGGAGGAGAAACUCUGUUGUCUGUCCGCCCCAUGGUGCCCAAGGACUUGGGCAAAGCUCUGUCUGUACAAAACCUGAUCAGGUCGACAGAAGAACUGAACUUACAGUUUUCCGGCAGCGAGUCGAGUGGCUCUCGAGGCAGCCAAGAUUUUUAUCCCAAGUGGAGAGAAUCCAAAUUGUUUAUAACUGAUGAGGAGGUCGGUGCGGAGGAGACAGAAACAGAUACUUUUGACGGCACCCCACCGCCUGCGAGGGAAGCUGCUUUCUCAUCAGACUCUCUAAGGACUGGAAGGUCACGGUCAUCUCAGAACAUUUGUAAGACAGGAGACAGUACAGACGCCCUCAGUUUGCCUCACGUCAAACUGAACUAAGUUCUUUGUUUCCUUUCUAAGCAUAGCUGUUCUUUUAGCCAUACAUAUCACUGCAUGAAGUACUCUGGAAGCCCGUCUAUAGAGUUGAAAUCGCGCAAGAGUCAGGAAGAACGCGAAAGGCCAUUUAUAAGCCCGUUAUCUUUUAAUUGCAUGAAAAUGCAUGUUUAGGGGUGGCAGAAAUUCCAAGGUACAUCGACAUUACCCCAUGCAUUUAUUAACGUACCUUGAGUCUAAAAUCCCGAGCCAACAGUCGCUACUGAUGCUAUGGGGUGCGUGAAGAUGCCGGGAUAUUAGUUCAAUUGACGCUGUGUUUUGAAAUUGUCAGAGUAAACACCUUCAAAUUUCAGGCAUUUCUGCUUUAUGACUAGAUACAAAGUACAUUUUCAAAAUUAGGCCAUGAUGUAUGUUUAGACACAAUGGCUAUCAACAGCUGCUAAUAACACAAGUAAAGCAGAAUUUGGAAUAUAACCGAAAUGGCUGCUUAUUUCAAGAAACCUUUGCCAACCCGUUCCUCCUAAGUCAUUUCAUCAAUGUAAUUUGAAUGUCAAUCUGUGUGCUUCUGGUGACUUAGCGCUGUGGCAAGCAAUUUUGCACAUUGUUUUCAUGUUGUCCUUUACGCUGAGAAUGUUUUCGAAUUAGAAUAUGGCCAGAUAAUGUCAUUGAGGGCCAGUGGGGAAGGAGACUCCCUCUUCCUGUGGCAUCUUCCACAUCAUGACAACAUAGUCGCUAAUGGAGGCAUCUCCUCUGAAAAUGGCCAACCUCUCUGCAAGCAUAUGAAGUGCUGGAUUUAACAACCUGUGCAAUGGGGCUGGUCCCUCUGAGGGUGCAACUACAGGUUUGCCCACCCUGUCCCCCCGAAUGGGUCUCUCUGUGAGGGUGCAACUACAGGUUUGCCCACCCUGUCCCCCCGAAUGGGUCUCUCUGUGAGGGUGCAACUACAGGUUUGCCCACCCUGUCCCCUCGAAUGGCCAGGGUGACUAGCAAUUCCCAUUUAGCAGACAUAGAGGUAUAGGGCCUGGGGAAGGGGUUACCUACUUGAGGGUGGGGGAAAACAACUUGGAAAGACUCCACAGUUACCACAGGUGUGUGACAUUAAAGGAAGUACAUCCCCACCCCCAUGGGCAAGGAGGAGAAGAGCCCAAAAUAUGAAAUAACUAGAUUUUCUUAGAAAAAUAAAUAUUGCUAGGAAAUCCAACUACCUAAGCAUCCCUUAUUCUUGUAUAACAGAGAAUUCUGCAAGCUAUUUAUUUUUACUAUGCCCUGAGUGUCUUUUGCUAUUAUGUAGCACAUUUUGCAUAUGAAAGGCUAAAAUGAAACUUCCUUUACUUUUAUACUAUAGUGAACAUUUUUCUAUUCUUCCCAACAAAGUUAUCCCAAAUGAGAAACUACUGGCUCAGUUUCCAGGUUAUGAACAUUUAUAACUGUAAAACAGAUAGCACUGGAUGGGUCUGAAGAUCAAAACUCCUUAGUCAUGUAUUAUGAUGGAAAAGAAACAAAUAAAAAAGUAUACUUAUCAAAAAUGUAUUUCCCAAAAGGCAAGCAAUACUGGCUGCUUGUUAGAAUUCAACCCCACACCUGUAAUCGUGGAGAUGGGGAACCUAAGAUAGAGGAUCAUGAGUUCAAGGCUAGCCUGGCUCAUACAGCAAGACUGUGUAAAGAGAGUGUGGGGGGUGCUAAAGAAAGAUCUAUAACUGCCAUUUAAAUUAUCUAAGCUUUAACUAAAAGGUUCCUGAAGGAAGAUUUUUUUUUUUUUUUUGUACUGGGAGGUCUGGGUUGGGGGGUGGGGGCCUUUUCAACCUUUUUAGCAUCCAAGCCAAAUGAGCAGAAUCUAGGGAUGUCAAGUGGUUGAUGGAAGCAAGGAAGCCUCUAAACCCACCAGCCUCUCCCCGAGCAGAAUGCUGUCCCUGAACCACCGCCCUUACUUUUCUUUCCCCUAACUGGUAACUCUACACCACAUUUUUGCUUUAGAAUUUCACCAGGCUUCAGCCAGCCUCCACCCUCAAGCAAACCAAUUCUCUCUUCCUCUGUUUCUU
This is a messenger RNA of Mus pahari (shrew mouse), 5663 nucleotides long. It is a transcript of the gene Kcnq5, whose product is annotated as potassium voltage-gated channel subfamily Q member 5. The transcript has 15 exons. Gene Ontology annotation, biological process: transmembrane transport; potassium ion transport. The coding region runs from base 820 to 3630 and encodes 936 amino acids. The record is from RefSeq and is a predicted model, not a curated record. Gene Ontology annotation, cellular component: membrane. Lineage: Eukaryota; Metazoa; Chordata; Mammalia; Rodentia; Muridae. Gene Ontology annotation, molecular function: voltage-gated potassium channel activity.